ACGUAACUUCGAAAACAGCAGCGCGAAAAGCAGGUCGGCAGCCAACAACAUUUCUACCUUUGGAGUGUCGGUACCAAAAUAUGUCAUAUUGGAGUUUUAACGUUAUAUAACGUGUAUUUUUGUCCCAUGUUGUCACAUUUAGAAAGCUUCUGUUUUUUUUAGUUUUAGUAUUUUCGGUUUAUAAACGUUAGCUUAGCCAAACGUCGCUGCUUUGCCUUAGCUGCAUUAACGUUACCUUUGUUAUGUAUUAACCUUAAUGCUAACUAGCUAAUAUGAAGCCUGCUCGAGGGUCUAACCGGGCCCCAACAAACGCACCUACGGUCAAAAACAGGAAAAAAACUGAUAAUACACAGGAAACAACAGCGAAUCAGGACCAGAAGCCCAUUAACGGUCACAGUGCCAAGAAACCAAAACCAACAGAGAAGAGAAAAGCUGAAGACAGCUCAUCUUCAGUCCCCAAGAAAGUCAAAGCUCAGGACAACUGGAAGCCCAUGCUCAGGUCCUCGAUCAUCGCUCUGGAGAACAUAAUGGACUUAGCAAUACUUGCAGCUCUUCCUUUGAGGCGGACAGAGAAGAAAGAGAGCCAGGAACAUCUGAACAUAAUGAAAAACAGGUUCCUUGGUCAAUGUGCACAGCUCAAAGUUCCAGUGCAGAAACAGAAAAAUCUGGAGCAUUCAUCUCAGCGCCAUCAGGAGGAGACAAAGAAGUCAGUGGUUGGAAAGAAGACUCUGAGCACCCUUGAGGAAGAUUUGAGGGCUGUAGUCAGUGCUCUGGAGAAGACAGAAGAGCAGACUGUGUCAUUACAGCACUCAUGCAGUAUGCUUAGAGACCAGGUGGAGGAGGAGGAGGAGAAAGCUAAACAGAUUUUACAGACAAUUGAACAAACAGUUCUCAACCUCCCCCGUCUUCCGCUACAGAAAGAUGGCAUAUCAUUGGAGGCUAGAUUGAGAAAGAUUAUACCAGACAGUCACUCUGAGACCACUGCCCGGAAACUAGGAGAAAUCCUGCAGAAAUCGGAGGCAGUUCAGGAUGACCAGGUGCUGCUUCUACAGGCACACAAACAUGCUGAUCAGCUCUUCAGCCAAACUAAACUGUGAUGCAACCAGUUCAGAGGGGAUGCAGCCAAAGUUGUCCUUAAACUAGGUUACAUUUUUUUUUAAAAAGGAAAUUGACUAAUGAAAGUAGUUUCAACUUUUCACACCUAGUUGCUUUGAUGUCCGGAGCACUGUUUUCUUGGUAUUAACUCUACUUUCACUUGUGUGGUUGCUUUUGUGGUUUAUUUCUGCUUAUAGUGCACAAAAAGUUAUUCUCAUUCUGCAUCCUGUUUUUCCCUUAUGCUGCCUUUUCACAGCUUUAACUUAAAUAAGAAUGGACUGGUCCACUAUGGAUGCAUUUGUCUUGCAAUGAAAAGAAAGCUCAGGUGUCAAACUUCCCUGUUGUCAUUUGAGGGUAAAUACCAGGACAAAAAACUUUAUUAAAAAAUACUGUACAUGCAAA
This is a messenger RNA of Stegastes partitus (bicolor damselfish), 1497 nucleotides long. It is a transcript of the gene cenpq, whose product is annotated as centromere protein Q. The record is from RefSeq and is a predicted model, not a curated record. Bases 273 to 1097 code for a protein of 274 amino acids. Lineage: Eukaryota; Metazoa; Chordata; Actinopteri; Pomacentridae. Gene Ontology annotation, cellular component: nucleus. The transcript has 8 exons.